AGCUCCACUCAUACAUAACCUGUCGUCUAAUCAACUUGAGUCAUGAUAGUAUUUGAAUAUACUCUUCUAAUCUUAUGCAUAAUAGACGUGUUCGGAGAAGCUUACACACCCGGAUCGGACGAACUUUUACUCCACGCUUUAACCCCGUUACUGCAUCCAUUAGGCGGUCUAUUGUUCGAUGGUCCUGCGUCAAUUUCUAACGCUCCAACUACUACCAACCAAAACAUUUUGCCAAAUUUGGAUCAAAUGAUGUAUUACAACUACUACGCAGCGUCUACAUACUAUGCGUACGAUCAUGACGAUUUGUCAUGUGAAUAUUGCUUGAAGUUCAGCGGUGAUGUCGAUGAUCACACAGUUCUUAACAACAACGUUCACAACACACUUGCGCUAGUCACUCUCUCUAAGAAGCGACAAGAGAUUGUCGUCGCAUUUCGCGGGACAUGGAAUGUGUGGAAUGUUGUACUGGAUGUAUUGCUCAUAGCUGCAACACCUUAUGAUACUCCGGAACCGAUCUUGAUACAUCAGGGAUUUUAUAUUGCUGAGAUGUCUCUCUACGACGACGUGGUUCGAACUAUAGCCAAAUAUCUAAAUCUAAAUCCCGGAUUGAAAGUUGUUUUAACUGGUCAUAGUUUGGGAGGAGCUAUGGCACGUCUAACGUACUUCUUCCUUGAGGAUAAUAAACAGUUUCCUUCUGUAGUAUACGAACUAUUUACCUACGGAGAACCAAGGGUGGGCAAUGUAUACUUUGCAGAAUUUAUGAAUAACCAGCCGAUUGUCAUUGCAAGAGUAGUGGCCAGAGCAGACAUUAUUCCGCAUAUACCGCCUACCAGCAUAAUAGGUACUAACCUUCUGGGCGAUUAUUACGUGCAUGCACAAACCGAAUUUUGGAUAGAUGGUCAACAAGACCAAAAAUUUUGUCAACAAAAUGUGUACGAGGACCCAAACUGUUCAAUGUCUUUAGGACCACUGUACAACGUCGUAGAUCAUGUCACCUACUUUGAUACGAAUCUUGCAAGUGUUAUUGGCCAACCGUUGGUGGUUGCAUAUCUUCCACUACGUCUACUCAAUCCGGUUGAUACUUUGCCUCCGUUACCGAAACCAAUGGAAAACUUAAUUGGCGAUACAGCACAGGAACUGGUCGGUGCAAUAUCUCCUAUACUAGGCUAAGAGCUACAAAUACAUAUCGGAGUUUAGAUGU
This is a messenger RNA of Bradysia coprophila, 1198 nucleotides long. RefSeq lists its product as uncharacterized. NCBI's taxonomy places the organism in Eukaryota, Metazoa, Arthropoda, Insecta, Diptera, Sciaridae. Gene Ontology annotation, biological process: lipid metabolic process. The record is from RefSeq and is a predicted model, not a curated record.